Ahaetulla prasina is the source of this 2580-nucleotide messenger RNA. RefSeq names its product myelin protein zero (gene MPZ). The transcript is spliced from 6 exons. Gene Ontology annotation, biological process: myelination. NCBI's taxonomy places the organism in Eukaryota, Metazoa, Chordata, Lepidosauria, Squamata, Colubridae. Gene Ontology annotation, cellular component: membrane. Bases 151 to 894 code for a protein of 247 amino acids. The record is from RefSeq and is a predicted model, not a curated record.
AGAUUUCUGCAGAGAUAGCAUCCUUCGGGGCAGGCGGGUUUUUAAGCCAAAGGUUGCCCCCCUCGCCGGCAUUCGGAUGGGAAGGCCUCCGUGGCUUCGCUACCAGCUCUUCCCCUCCAUGUGGCUGGGACUUGGAUUCUAACCCAAAACAUGGGACUCUCAGCCGAAGCCGAAAAAGGCCGAGCUUUCCUCUGGUCAGUCCUGUUGUCCACUUUGGUGCUCUCUCCAACCUUGGCCAUCAAAGUUUACACGGCGAACGAGGUCCACGGCACGGUGGGUUCUAAAAUUAAGCUCUCUUGCUCCUUCUGGUCCAACGAGUGGAUCUCUGAUGACAUUUCCAUCACGUGGCACUUUCAGCCCGAACGUGGAAAGGACAGCAUUUCGAUAUUUCACUAUGCCAAAGGCCAGCACUACAUCGACAACGUUGGGUCCUUCAAGGAGCGGAUCGAGUGGAUCGGGGACCCCAGCUGGAAAGAUGGCUCCAUUAUCAUCCAUGACCUGGAAUACACCGACAACGGGACCUACACUUGUGACGUCAAGAACCCACCGGACAUCGUGGGGAGAACAUCCCAAGUCACCCUCUAUGUCUUUGAGAACGUUCCUACGAGAUACGGCCAAGUCUUGGGGGGCGUUAUCGGAGGCGUCUUGCUCGUGGUCUUAGUAGUCCUGCUGAUAGCGUACCUCAUCAGGUACUGCUGGCUGAGGAGACAAGCCACCCUCCAGAGGCGGCUCAGCGCGAUGGAGAAAGGGAAACUGAGGCUGGGGAAGGAUUCUUCCAAACGACGCCAUCAGACCCCCGUUCUCUACGCCAUGCUGGACCACAGCCGUCUCACCAAGUCGAGCGACAAAAAAUCCCGAGGAGGGUUGGGGGACUCGCGCAAGGAUAAGAAAUAGCGGUUAGCCGGCAGAGAAGGUAUCGAGAAGAAGGCGGCCAAGAAACAAGUGGUCAUGACCAUCGAGAUGGAAACGAAGAAGGACCACCACAAGGCCGAAGGCCUCAAGCCCGCCGUCAAAUCCCCCAGCAAGAACAGCCUUAAAAACGCGCUCAUGAAUAUUCUUAAAAGUGAUUCGGAUGUCUAAUUCGAACGCGGGGGUGGGUGGGUGGCUUUCCCGGCCCUCCUCUUCCCCCCCCUCCCCGGAGGUCCCUUUCUCCUCCACCCAGUCCUCUUGGCUUUGCUAGGACCACCAAAUCGAGGGUGCAGUACCUCUGAUGGCCAGCUGGCGGCAGCAAGGAAUUGGUUUGGGGUCCUCUGCUGCCACCUGCUGGCUGUUGGGAAGGCUGCAGCCCAGCCAUGAUGUUUUAAUGCACGUUCCUCCAUCUCAUCAAGUUUAAAAUGUGUGGAGUUCAACUGCCAGAUUUUUGGGUGGCAAAUUCUGGGCAUUGUAGUCCACCCGUCUUAAAGCUGUUGAAAUUGAGAAACGCAUUUACUAGUUGUGUGGUCAUCUUUACAGCUACAAUAAUCAAUCUAACCAGGGGCUGAUAGAAUUUCUACGCUAAGAGCACAAAGUUUAAAAACAAAACAAAAAAAAAAUUCCGAGAUUCCACCCUCCAUAGAGGUAGUCCUCGAUUUACGACCUCAAGAAAAGCUGGAAAAUUCGUUGUUCAGCAGUGUGGUCGUUAAGGGAGACACCCCAUGAGAGUGACUUGCAACCUUCCUUGCCGGGUUUCCCCUAUUGGGAAGAUCACAAAUGCUGGUUUGCGGAUGCCGUGAUCGUUGUCAAACGUCUGGCCGUCGCCAAGCCCGCAAACUACGAUCAUAUUGUGACAGUCGUAAGGCACUUUUUCCAGCACUGUUAUAACCUUGAAUGGUCGCUAAACAAAUAACGGUCAGUUGAGAACUAGCUGUGUUUCAGUUUCUUCUGCUAAAGAAGAUCGGAAACAAACCAUGAUCUGCUAACAAACCAACAUUUCGUGGUAGCUCUUUGUACCCUUCCAAUGUGUCCCAAACUCAGCAACUCCGGUAAACACAUGUCAGGGGUGAAAUCUAUGUACCUUCCUUACUGGUUCGGAAGUGCACACCCUGUGUGCGCAUCACAUGCCACACUCACACCCUCUGCACACGUGCAAAACCUUUCUGCGCAUGCGCAGAGGGUACAAAACACAUUACUUCCUGGUUAAAACCAGGAAGUAACGACAGCCGAGCCGGUGGGCAGAGCCUCGCACAGCACUUGCUACCAGUUCUCCGAACCACCGGCCAAGAUCGCUACCGGAUCGGGCGAUCCGGUCUGAACCGGGAGCAUUUCACCCCUGACACACGUGUGUAAAUAAAUCACAAAAAUAUGCAGGGUAUUUAUUUAUCGUUUUCAUUCAAGAGAGAUUCCUAUCGGCCUCUGGGACCCCGUCCAUCGCCAAUGAGGAUAAAAGCCAACUGGGUGACCCAUCCUUCGAACCCUCCCGAGUCUUAUAAAUCGGCCCCAAAAGACGCGAAAUUCUCCCUUGAAACGGUGCCUUCUUCUGCUCUAACCGCUGUGACCCUCUUCCGCUCCACGAUCUGAGCACAGGUGUAAUUUUUUUUUUCCUUAAGAUUUUUUUUCCCUUUUUUUUUUUAAAUCCAAAGGACCAGAUUCUCGUCGGUGCAU